GAUCCUGCUCUCUCUGGUCCGGUCGCAGUCCCCGUCUAGGCGUGUUGAUGACGCGGUGCCCGUGCUCCCCAGGGGUCCAGGCCCAUUUGUCGGGCUGCAGUUGGCGGGUGGCGUCUGAGAUGCAGUCCUGACAGCUGCGGGAGGACCCGAACCGAAAGCCGAGGCUUGGAGUGGGGAGGCAGGACGAAACAGACUCCCCCUGGACUCCGGACACAGCUAGGGGGUGACCAGCGAGCGGCAGGACGCCUGGCCCUGGAGGCCUGGCCCGCGUGGGACAGUCGUGGGCCCACCUGCUCUAGAGGGCCGAAGCGUGCGUUGGGAAAGUCCGACUCUGGGACCACAGUUCUAAUCUUGUGUCCAUCAGGGAGCUGGUGGUCACCAUGGCAAUGCGGGAGCUGGUGGAGGGCGAGUGUGGGGGUGCUAACCCGCUCAUGAAGCUGGCCACCCACUUCACCCAGGACAAGGCCCUUCGGCAGGAGGGACUGAGGCCUGGCCCUUGGCCCCCAGGAGCCUCAGCCGCCGAGACGGUUUCCAAGCCCUUGGGAGUAGGUUCUGAAGAUGAGUUGGUGGCAGAAUUCCUGCAGGACCAGAAUGCACCCCUUGUAUCCCGGGCCCCUCAGACCUUCAAGAUGGAUGACCUCCUGGCAGAGAUGCAGGAGAUUGAACAGUCAAACUUCCGCCAGGCACCUCAGAGAGCCCCUGGUAUAGCAGACUUGGCCUUGUCUGAGAAUUGGGCCCAGGAGUUUCUUGCGGCUGGAGAUGCUGUGGAUGUAGCUCAGGAUUAUAAUGAGACUGACUGGUCCCAAGAAUUCAUCGCCGAAGUCACAGACCCCUUGUCCGUGUCCCCCGCCCGAUGGGCUGAGGAGUAUCUGGAGCAGUCUGAGGAGAAGCUGUGGUUGGGAGAGCCAGAGGGAUCAUCUGCCACCGAUCGGUGGUACGAUGACUACCAUCCCGAGGAGGACCUGCGGCACACAGCCAGUGACUUUGUGUCCAAAGUGGACGACCCCAAACUGGCUAACUCUGAGUUCCUGAAAUUCGUGCGACAGAUUGGCGAGGGGCAGGUGUCCCUGGAGUCCGCUGCAGGGUCGGGCCGAGCUCAGGCAGAGCAGUGGGCAGCAGAGUUUAUACAGCAGCAGGACACAUCAGAGGCCUGGGUCGAUCAGUUCACAAGAUCAGGAAACAACACAGCUGCCCUUGAUGUGGAAUUUGAGCGAGCCAAGUCAGCAAUAGAGUUGCAGGCAGAGUUGGAGGAGAUGGCAAAACGGGAUGCUGAGGCGCACCCCUGGCUGUCUGACUAUGAUGACCUCACAUCCGCUUCCUACGACAAGGGGUACCAGUUUGAGGAGGAGAAUCCCCUGCGGGACCACCCUCAGGCUUUUGAAGAAGGACUGCGUCGACUUGAGGAGGGAGACCUGCCCAAUGCUGUGCUGCUUUUUGAGGCUGCCGUGCAGCAGGACCCUAAGCACAUGGAAGCUUGGCAGUAUCUGGGUACCACCCAGGCUGAGAAUGAGCAAGAGCUCCUGGCUAUCAGUGCCCUGCGGAGGUGUCUGGAGCUGAAGCCAGAUAACCGGACAGCACUGAUGGCGCUGGCUGUAAGCUUCACCAACGAGUCCCUGCAGCGGCAGGCCUGUGAGACCCUGCGAGACUGGCUGCGCUACUCACCGGCCUAUGCCCAUCUGGUGACCCCUGGUGAAGAAGGGGCGAGUGGGGCAGGACUGGGUCCCAGCAAGCGUGUCUUGGGAUCCCUGUUGUCUGACUCCCUGUUUCUCGAAGUGAAAGAACUCUUCCUGGCAGCUGUGCGUCUGGACCCCACAUCCAUCGACCCUGAUGUGCAGUGUGGCUUGGGAGUCCUCUUCAACCUGAGCGGGGAGUACGGCAAGGCCGUGGACUGCUUUACGGCUGCCCUCAGUGUUCGUCCCAAUGACUAUUUGCUGUGGAACAAACUUGGGGCCACACUGGCCAAUGGGAACCAGAGCGAAGAAGCUGUAGCCGCAUACCGCAGAGCCCUCGAGCUACAGCCUGGGUAUAUCCGGUCUCGCUAUAACCUAGGCAUCAGCUGCAUCAACCUUGGGGCUCACCGAGAGGCUGUGGAACACUUUCUAGAGGCUCUGAACAUGCAGAGGAAGAGCCGGGGCCCUCGGGGCGAGGGGGGCGCCAUGUCGGAGAACAUAUGGAGUACCCUGCGAUUGGCCUUAUCUAUGUUAGGCCAGAGUGAUGCCUAUGGGGCAGCUGAUGCUCGGGAUCUGUCUGCCCUCCUAGCUAUGUUUGGCCUGCCCCAGUGACAGUGGGAUGGGCUGCCCUGUGAGUGUCUGCCUAGAGGGGUUCUCGCUCUGGAUGUGACUCCCUCUCCUCCAAUGGGCCUACCAAGGGGUUGGGCUGAUGACCACAAGCGGUACGACCUCUCAGGAGCUGCCUCGACGUAGGGGUGCAUGGUCUGUGUCCUAGGUCCUACAUAAUUGUAGGGAAUGAGCUGUCUCUGUCCCUUGGUAAUUCAAGGGCUAUGUACCCAGCUACAGAUCUCUUUCUGCUCAUCAUGCCCUUUCCUGGUGCUGAGUUUCGGGUAGGACCCAACGACAUAGGGAAAUUGUUGUCAUCAGCUGCCGUUUGUGUUAGGGUCUACCACAUUUGUAAGUCUCUCCUCGCCCUACUCUUACUGGGAAUUGGUAACAGUUCAGCUUCCUCGGGCAGUUAUAAGAGGUUCUCCUGGCAGCUGUGAUACUGUAUGGGAAGGAUGCUAGCUGUUGGCCUGUUAAGGGAAACGUUGAUGUUGCUCCCCAGAGCCGAGCUUGGGACACUUGCUCAUAGUUUU
This is a messenger RNA of Phodopus roborovskii (desert hamster), 2809 nucleotides long. RefSeq names its product peroxisomal targeting signal 1 receptor. Gene Ontology annotation, biological process: protein import into peroxisome matrix, docking. The record is from RefSeq and is a predicted model, not a curated record. Gene Ontology annotation, cellular component: peroxisomal membrane; cytosol. Bases 381 to 2282 code for a protein of 633 amino acids. NCBI's taxonomy places the organism in Eukaryota, Metazoa, Chordata, Mammalia, Rodentia, Cricetidae. Gene Ontology annotation, molecular function: protein binding. The transcript has 15 exons.